Sturnus vulgaris (Common starling) is the source of this 3898-nucleotide messenger RNA. The record is from RefSeq and is a predicted model, not a curated record. Lineage: Eukaryota; Metazoa; Chordata; Aves; Passeriformes; Sturnidae.
AUGGCUCCGCCGCUGCCGCUGCCGCUGCUGGCGCUGCUGCUGCUGCCGGUACCGACGGGCGCUGGGCGGCGGGCGGCGACCCCCGACGGGGCGCCCGCCAACUUGACGGUGGCGGUGGUGCUGCCGGAGCGCAACGUGAGCUACGCGUGGGCUUGGCCGCGCGUGGGUCCGGCGCUCAGCCUGGCGCUGGAAGCGCUGGAGCGGGGCGAGCCGCCUCUGCUGCCGCGGCCCUUCUCGGUGCGCGUCGAGUUCAUGAGCUCGGAGCUGGAGGGCGCCUGCUCCGAGUACGUGGCACCGCUCAACGCCGUGGACCUGAAGCUCUACCACGACCCCGACGUGCUGUUCGGGCCGGGCUGCGUGUACCCCGCCGCGUCCGUGGGGCGCUUCGCCUCUCACUGGCGGCUGCCCCUCAUCACCGGCGGGGCGGUGGCAGCGGGUUUCAGCCGCAAACGGGAGCACUACAGCACGACGGUGCGCACCGGGCCCUCGGCACCCAAACUGGGCGCCUUCGUCUCCCACCUCCACGCGCACUUCAACUGGAGCGCCCGCGCCGUGCUCCUCUACGUGGACCGCAAGACCGACGACCGACCCUACUACUUCACCGUCGAGGGUAUCUACCAGGAGCUGCAGGAUGGCAACAACCUCACCGUCACCGUCCACAUCUACUCCCCCGAGGAGGGCGGCCCCGACACCGCCGUCCACUUCAUCAAAGCCAACGGGCGCGUGGUGUACCUCUGCGGACCGCUAGAGAUGCUGCGGCAGAUCAUGCAGCUGGCACAACAGGAGAAUCUCACCAAUGGCGACUACGUCUUCUUCUACCUGGAUGUUUUUGGGGAGAGCCUGCGGGGUGACUCUGCCCGUGAUCCCUUCAAGCCCUGGCAGGAGAGCCCAGGCCAGGACUCAGGGCUGCGUGAGGCUUUCCAGAUGGUGCUGGUGAUCACCUACUAUGAACCCCAAAACCCUGAGUACCAGCAUUUCCAAACCCAGCUCAUCCGGCGAGCUAAGCAGAAAUUUGGGGUGCAGCUCAACUACUCCCUGAUGAACCUGGUGGCGGGGUGUUUCUAUGACGGGAUGCUGCUGUACGCCAUGGUGCUGAAUGAGACUCUGCGCGAGGGCGGCUCCAAGAAAAACGCCACCCACAUCAUCGAGAAGAUGCGGGACCGCAAGUUCCAGGGUAACGCUGGGAUGGGGAGAGCUGGGUUGUGGUGCUGUGGGGGCGGUGGAACUCAGUCCCCAUCCCACCUGCAUCUUAAUUUUCCCACAGGUGUGACAGGGCUUGUGAGCAUGGACAGCAACAAUGACCGGGACACUGACUUCAACCUAUGGGCCAUGGGCGACCCCAAGACCGGGCAGUAUGAGGUGGUGGGACACUACUCGGGUGUGGAGAAGCAAAUCCACUGGCUGGGACGACCCAUCCCCUGGGUGAAGGGGGCUCCCCCCUUGGACAACCCUCCCUGUGUCUUUGAUGUGGACGACCCCUCCUGUGAUAAAACUCCCCUCUCUAUGCUGGCCAUCGUGGCUUUGGGCACUGGCCUCACCUUUGUCAUGUUUGGCAUCUCCAGCUUCCUCAUCUUCAGGAAGCUGAUGCUGGAGAAAGAGCUUGCCAGCAUGCUCUGGAGGAUCCGCUGGGAUGAGCUGCAGUUUGGAAGUCCCGAGCGGUACCACAAGGCAGCGGGUAGCCGGCUCACCUUGUCCCUGCGUGGCUCCAGCUAUGGCUCCCUGAUGACCACCCAUGGCAAGUACCAGAUCUUUGCCAACACCGGCCACUUCAAGGGCAAUGUUGUGGCCAUUAAGCACAUCAACAAGAAGCGCAUCGAAUUGACGCGGCAGGUGCUCUUCGAGCUAAAGCAUAUGCGAGACAUCCAGUUCAACCACCUGACCCGCUUCAUUGGGGCAUGCAUCGACCCCCCCAACAUCUGCAUCAUCACCGAGUACUGCCCACGGGGCAGCUUGCAGGAUGUCCUGGAGAAUGAGAGCAUCAACCUGGACUGGAUGUUUCGCUACUCCCUCAUCAAUGACAUUGUCAAGGGAAUGGCCUUCCUGCACAACAGCAUCAUUGGACAUCAUGGCAGCCUCAAGUCAUCCAACUGUGUGGUGGACAGCCGCUUCGUGCUGAAGAUCACCGACUAUGGCCUGGCCAGCUUCCGCUCGCCCAGCGACAACGAGGACACACAUGCACUCUAUGCCAAGAAGCUGUGGACAGCCCCAGAACUGCUGCAGAAGGGGCACCUGCCCACUCCGGGCAUGCAGAAAGCUGAUGUCUACAGCUUCGGCAUCAUUGUGCAGGAGGUUGCUUUGCGCAACGGCCCCUUCUACAUCGAGGGCAUGGACCUGAGCCCCAAAGAGAUCGUGCAGAAGGUGCGUAACAGCCAGAAGCCCUUCUUCCGCCCCUCCAUUGACAUCGGGGUGCACAGCGAGGAGCUGGCAGUGCUGAUGGAACGCUGCUGGGCACAGGAGCCGGCCGAGCGCCCUGACUUCAGUCAGAUCAAGAUCUUCAUCCGUAGAUUCAACAAGGAGGGAAGCACCAGCAUCCUAGACAACCUGCUGUCACGCAUGGAGCAGUAUGCCAACAACCUGGAGAAGCUAGUGGAAGAGAGGACACAGGCCUACCUGGAGGAGAAGCGCAAGGCAGAGAACCUCCUCUACCAAAUUCUGCCCCAUUCUGUGGCAGAGCAGCUGAAACGUGGAGAGACAGUGCGGGCUGAGGCUUUUGACAGUGUCACCAUCUACUUCAGUGACAUCGUGGGCUUCACCGCCCUCUCGGCAGAGAGCACCCCCAUGCAGGUCGUGAUGCUGCUGAAUGAUCUCUAUACUUGCUUUGAUGCCAUUAUCGACAAUUUUGAUGUCUACAAGGUGGAGACCAUUGGGGAUGCCUACAUGGUGGUCUCGGGGCUGCCAGUGCGCAAUGGGAAGCUGCAUGCCCGUGAGAUUGUCCGCAUGGCCUUGGCCCUGCUCGAGGCUGUCAAAACCUUCAAGAUCCGUCACCGUCCCAACGACCAGCUCCACCUGCGCAUCGGCAUACACACCGGUCCCGUGUGUGCUGGAGUAGUGGGUCUGAAGAUGCCGCGGUACUGCCUCUUUGGGGACACGGUGAACACCGCAUCCCGCAUGGAAUCCAAUGGCCAGGCCCUGAAGAUCCAUGUGUCAUCUGCCACCAAAGAAGUCCUGGAUGAAUUUGGCUGCUUUGAGCUGGAGCUGCGUGGGGAUGUAGAAAUGAAGGGCAAGGGAAAGAUGCGGACAUACUGGCUGCUGGGUGAGAGGAAAGACCCUUAAGUCAUUUGAGCCUAGUGGUUGUGGCAGAACCCCCAGCUCAACGGGGCCACCAGUGCUUUCUGGUGCCCCAAGAUGCACCGGCACACCCCCCAUCACUGCAUCCACCUGCCUCUGCAGCCCCCCUGCUUCUGCAGGGCCUGGGCAAGGUGGGGCAGCGGCAACAGCACCAUAUCCCCCCCUCUAUCAGCACCAGCAAAGCCCACCUUCCCCACAGCCUCUGCUGGAGUAGGAUAACCAGCCCUGAUCCAGCCCGAGGGACCCUGUAUCCCCCCCCACCCUCUGAGGUCUGCCACCCCCACCCUCUCCCCUGUGGCUCAGCUGGCUCUGAGCUUCUCCGGGGCCUGGCUGCCCCGAAGGGCACUUUGCCGUCUCUUUUCAGUACCUGGCCCCCAGCAGAAGUUGUUACCCAUGUCAGCCCCUCCCUGGGGUGGGGGGAAAUGGGGAUUCCUGCCAAGACUGACUCCUUGGCCAGGUCAGGCUUCAAUGCCGCAACUCCCCCCCUCCCCAGUCUCCCCUUCCCCUGUAUAUAAACCCAUCGGGUCAUGUAAAUACCCAUCCCUCCUCCGGGUGUAAAUAUAGGACUCGCUGCAACUAUUUUGUUGAAAUACAAACUUCCCCAGAUCCA